UCCUCGCUCAUGAAAAACUGGACUGUCAGUGUCAAGACAAGCAGGUUUACGCCGGCAGCCGAUGUGACAUCUUUGUGACUCCUCUUGGGGGAUUGAAAAGAUGCACGUUUUUCCUACAUUGUUGUGGUUCCUGUGUGCCACACCAGUAUGCGGCAUUUUCCUGGGGACUUGUCUGAGAAAAGGCUCCCCCGGGGUGUUGGUACUGUCCCCAGGGAGCAGUUUAGUUAUGUCCUGCGAAGGCGAUGUGAUGGUGGAUGGAGCAAAAGUCACAGUGGCCAAGCAGCCUUCCAAUGACAAAGACUCUUCCAGUGAGACCCAGACCAGCAAUGGGGCUUUCAUAAAAACUGAUAGGAACACUUUGACGGACAAGAGUCAGGAGGAAGGAGUCCAAAGUGCUGUAUCAUUAUCAUCAUCAACAUCGUCAUCGUUUCCUACUCAUCAAGAGCUUUGGGCAACCAGUACACAUUUGAAGGGGGAAGACAUGGACGGCAGCAAGUGGAGGAGGGGCACAAAAGGGAAGCCCAAGUGGAAGUGGAAGGGGAGGACAGUGGGGCGAGGACGUUGGGACUGGGACGGCUUCGUGCUAGGGGAGAGCGGGACGCAGCUCUCUGUCACCUCGGCGCGGCUGAAGGAUUCCGGGAAUUACACGUGUCAGCACAGAGGCCGAGAGAUGUUCUCUUUGAAGGUCGUUGUGGCCGAUCCUCCAGAAGUUCCCCACCUCUCCUGCUCCAAAAAGUCCCCCAGCAGUAAGAUCCGGUGUGAUUGGACGCCUCAAAAGCCGUUAACAUUACGCCCAAGCUGUUACCUCUUAGUCAAUAAAAGGCCCAGUGACAGAUUCCAUCGUGUGGAGUGCUCCUUCUCCUCCCAGUGGUCCCGCUGCUGGUGCGUUCUGGAGCACAACGAGGACGAGCGGAGGAUCCGCCACAUGGCUUACUUGUGCGUCACAAACAUGGCGGGCAACGCCACAAGCACUAUCUUGACCUUUUCACCUCUCGGCAUUUUGAAGCCGGACCCUCCGUCAGCGGUGUCGGUUCAACAGAAAGUGGGAGAAGAGACCAGGAUGGUUGUGAACUGGACUUUCCCCACUUCCUGGAAGUCCCAAGACAGUUAUUAUGAGCUUAAAUAUGAACUCAAAUACCAACCCGUUGGCUCGUCGCCUUCAAGUACGCAGCUGAUGUCUAUCAGCGGCCGCCGCUCGUUCACCAUCACCGACGCGAUGCCGGGUGUCAUGUACGUGAUCCAGCUCAGAACUCAAGAUGAAUAUGAUGGUCUCUGGAGCAGCUGGAGCGCGCCGGUAUACGGCAGCAGCUGGAUUGACACGAGGACACAAGAGCCCACGACUUUGUUGAACGACGACCUCCUGAAUAUAACAUUUCCCGAGUACGAUGGAUCCGGCACGGAUGAUCUAUCAGAUGCACUUCCCGAAUCGACCGUCGGCCCCGGGGCGGUGGUGUCACAUCACAUCCUGUGGAUCUCAUGCUCAUUGGCCAUAGUCGCGGUUAUUUUGGCCGUCUACAUCUUCAGACACAAAGAAAAAUUCAUGACCAAACUGCACAGCCUGAGUUUUCGACGGCAUUACAAAGGACCCGCCAAGUCCAACCCUCCCACACCAACAGCACCAGAAUCUCGAGCCCUGGUGACCUUUAACCCCCCACGUCCCAAGGAAGAACCCCCCGUGGGAGAAGAGGAAGAGGCCGCCGAGGAAAACCACGGCGAGUCGGAGCGAAGAGAAGCCAUUCACUUCAACAAUACAAACUAUUUCUUCAUGCAGAGAGAGUGACAACAUCAAAUGACCUCGCAAUGUUCAUAAAAAUGCCAGGAAAAGCUCGUGUAUGACGUGUGACAAUCAAGAAAUGAGACUGAAGCCCAUCAAGUGCUUCCAGUUGGCCAACUGCUGAUGUCACAACGUGUCCCAACCACUAUUCUGCUGUAAUAUUGUUCGCUUUUCUCACGCUGUGCUUCUUUUGUGUGCGUGUGUGUGUGUGUGUGUGUGUGUGUGUGUGGUGUGUGUGUGUGUGUGUGUGUGUGUGUGUGUGUGUGUGAGAGAGAGAGAGAGAGGUUUUUAUACAGCGUACAUAAAAGAAGCACAAAGUGAGAAAAAUGAACAAUUUGGGCCAAUUGUCGUUUUAGACUUCCUCCCUGUUGAAGUUAUACAGCCUUUAAGCUACUGUGUUUUUAUUACGUGGAUUUACUGCUGCAAUGUACAGUGCACAGAGUUUGUGCUACGUGCUCUAUAUCUCAUGGAGUACCACACAUUUUAAUUUUUGCAAACGUCUGUGAAAUAUGAUUGAUUGUUGGAAUUCAUGCAAGGUGAAAAUGCAAGUAUAAAGUUAUAUUUUUAUUACGGAACUUUGAUCUGGUUGUGAUCCAUCCAUCCAUUUUCUUUUGCCGCUUAUCCUCACAAGGGCCGCGGGGCGUGCUGGAGUCUAUCCCAGCUGUCAACAGGCAGGAGGUGGGGUACACGCUGAACUGGUUGCCAGCCAAUCGCAGGGCACAUGGAGACAAACAACAGUCGCACUCACAAUCAUACUUAGGGGCAAUUUAGAGUGUCCAAUUGAGGAAACCGUAGUGCCCGGAGAAAACGCACGCAAACACGCGGAGAACAUGCAAACUCCACACAGGCGGUGCCAGGAUUGAACCCGGGUCCUCAGAACUGCGAGGCCAACGAUUUACAGCUCCUCCAACGUGCUGCCAUUUGGUUUUGAUCAAUUUAUUUAUUUAUUUUUACAAACACUUAUACAGUGAGUAAUACAGUAGUGUUUGAUAUUGAUUUUUGGAGUUGCUAAAUUGGGUGACCAAAAUACACAUCACAAACCAGAUAUACAAAAUGUUUCUCUGAUUUUGCCAUUUGUAGGUACAGUAUAUUUUUGAGUAAAAUGAACACAUAUAUUGUAAUUUAGGGCAUUUAUUUGCAGAAAAUGAAAAACUAUGUAUAAAUGUUACUCGUAGAGGGGGGGCGUUCUCUUGUUCUUUUUCAGUGCUGUAUUUCAAAUGAAUAAA
Syngnathoides biaculeatus (alligator pipefish) is the source of this 3000-nucleotide messenger RNA. It is a transcript of the gene il6r, whose product is annotated as interleukin 6 receptor. The transcript is spliced from 10 exons. The record is from RefSeq and is a predicted model, not a curated record. Gene Ontology annotation, cellular component: membrane. NCBI's taxonomy places the organism in Eukaryota, Metazoa, Chordata, Actinopteri, Syngnathiformes, Syngnathidae. Gene Ontology annotation, molecular function: protein binding; cytokine receptor activity. Bases 101 to 1780 code for a protein of 559 amino acids.